CUUCUUGCCUGGGCCGGAGCUUCACCCCAGUGACCGAUUUUCAGCAGCUAUUUCAAGCUGUCGUCGACCUCGGUUACCCCCCUCAAUCGUCCGACCCAGCAUCCCGAAGCCACUCCACUGCCCUCUACCCGUCCGGAUAUCUCGAGUCAAAAACAACCACACCACACAUAGCUCGAUCGACACACGAGUGACACCAUGUCGGGCCUGUUCGGCAGCGCGUCCUCUUCUUCGUCGAGCAACACUGUUGGCGAUCUGAAGCAGGACAUUGCGCUUAGCAACCCCCCGGAAGACAGCAUCUCCGAUCUUGCCUUCUCCCCCGCUCAGAACCAGGCCAGCGACUUCUUGGCAGUGGCCAGUUGGGACAAGAAGGUCAGGAUAUACGAGAUUGCACAGAACGGCCAGAGCGAGGGACGACACGCCUACGAACACGAUGGACCCGUGUUGAACUGCGACUUCUCCAAGGAUGGCACAAAGGUCCUCUCCGGCGGCGCCGACAAGGCCGUCAAGGCGUGUGACCUCGCGUCUCAGCAAACGAUCAAGAUCGGCGAACACGAGCAGCCGGUCAAGUGCGUCCGCUUCUUCGACUCGGCCAACGGCACCAUGGCUGUGUCGGGCUCCUGGGACAAGACGGUCAAGUACUGGGACAUGCGGUCGCCCACACCGGCGGCGACGCUGACAUGCCAGGAGCGCGUGUACUCGAUUGACGUGCGCAACGACCUACUCGUCAUCGGCACAGCCGACCGAUACAUCAAUGUUGUCGACCUCAAGAACCCCACAAAGUUCUACAAGACGCUUCAGAGCCCGCUCAAGUGGCAGACCAGGGUCGUUAGCUGCUUCACCGACGGCGCCGGUUUUGCUAUUGGCAGUAUCGAGGGCCGCUGUGCGAUCCAGUAUGUUGAGGAUAAGGAUGCUAGCUCCAACUUUUCCUUCAAGUGCCACCGUGAUCCCCCGGCGAACAAUGUCACAAACGUCUACGCUGUCAACGACAUCUCCUUCCACCCCGUGCACGGUACCUUCAGCACUGCCGGCUCGGACGGCACCUUCCAUUUCUGGGACAAGGACGCGAAGCACCGCCUGAAGGGAUACCCGAACGUCGGUGGUAGCAUCACGGCGACGACCUUCAACAAGAACGGAUCCAUCUUUGCGUACGGCAUCAGCUACGACUGGAGCAAGGGUUUCCAGCACAACACUCAGCAGUACCCCAUCAAGGUAAUGCUGCACCCCGUACAGGCGGACGAGUGCAAGCCUCGCCCGACGAUGAAGAAGCGGUGAAUGAGGCGCGGGGGAGAGGUCGCGCGGAGACAGUAUUUGGAAAUCCGGAUCAGGCUACGGCGCAUGCGUACCGAGAGGCUAGAUGCGAAGCGAUCGAGGCAGACAGCCGCGCCGGGAUGCCUGUGUAAUGUACGAGGGAGGAGUGCAAGAAGAAUUGGGAGAGGCUCUCUGGUCUGAGCAAACAAGCAAUUUUAUAUGGAAUCGCGGUAUCAUGCUCGCGGAAAACAAGGAGUGUAAGGCACAGGGCGAUACCAAAUUGGCAAAUCAAAAGUUAUCACAAUCAUGCACCUUGCACAGGUUCACGGUGUUGGUCAUGGAAGCGAGGUGUGUUUGGUUAAUCGGAUCUGCUUGUUCAAGAUCCAAGUCGAGCCGUAGAAUUCAUAAAGCUUCCCGUGCCCAGUUUCGCCUCUCUCCCCUCAUGGGAGAGAUCCGUCCGAUCCGACUCGAUUCCGCCCAUCAGGAUAGUAAAUUAAAACCAUAUAGAAAAUAUCCCAAAGAAAUACCCGUUGCAACUGCUCUCCUAGUCAUCGAGUUCAACGGAGCCAAGUAACAUCCAACCGCUUUGCUUUGUAGUUUCACAUCAUGAUAAUCAUCACCUUUCUCUCUCUCUCUCCCGUUUC
Colletotrichum destructivum is the source of this 1892-nucleotide messenger RNA. RefSeq names its product Putative WD40/YVTN repeat-like-containing domain superfamily. Gene Ontology annotation, molecular function: RNA binding; ubiquitin binding. NCBI's taxonomy places the organism in Eukaryota, Fungi, Ascomycota, Sordariomycetes, Glomerellales, Glomerellaceae. The coding region runs from base 196 to 1272 and encodes 358 amino acids. The transcript is spliced from 3 exons. Gene Ontology annotation, biological process: RNA export from nucleus; transcription-dependent tethering of RNA polymerase II gene DNA at nuclear periphery. Gene Ontology annotation, cellular component: nuclear pore. The record is from RefSeq and is a predicted model, not a curated record.